Camelina sativa (false flax) is the source of this 2284-nucleotide messenger RNA. RefSeq names its product myosin-binding protein 7-like. NCBI's taxonomy places the organism in Eukaryota, Viridiplantae, Streptophyta, Magnoliopsida, Brassicales, Brassicaceae. The record is from RefSeq and is a predicted model, not a curated record.
CCUCGUUUAAACCAAAAAUAGUCUCUCUGACAACCAGAGAGAGUCUCUGAGACAGAGAAGACACUCCAUCAAACGCCUUCUUCCCCUUCUAUUAUAGCAAAUAAAAUCCAAAUAACAAAUUUGAUAUUACGAAUAUUUCUUUUUUUAUUUUUUUUUUCCUUUUUCGUUUAAGCGAUUAAAAAAAGCAAAACGGAGAAGGAGAAGCGCGCAGAGAUAUUGAUUUUGGUUAUCUCCUCCUCCCUUUGUGAAUUUGUUUGUUUCGUGGAAAGGGAGCCAAAAUUCUCAAUCUAAGCUUCUCGAUUUUUUCCUUCUCCGAUUUCUGAGUCGCCAAGGGAAUUGGCUUCAGCUUGAUGUUCAUCGAUUUAGGGCUUUAGUGCGAUUUUAGUUUUUGUGGUUGGUUUGUUUGUUGGAACAAUCUCUGGGAAUUGGAGAAUUCGAGAAUGGAGUCUCCUCCGAUAAAAUGUUGUGAUUGUGAUUGCGAUUGUUCAUCACAAGGUGGUUCAUGGAUUCGAUCUAUAAAGAGAAUAAACGACGAAUUAGUCAAGGAUCAACGUUUCUCUGUACCAGAGCUAGACGACCUUGACAUGUUCUCUAAUCCCAGAGUCCAUAUCGAGAACGAAUGUGAAUUACUACGCGAGACCGUUACCAACCAACAGCAGACGAUUCAGCAUUUGUACGAUGAGCUCGAGAAAGAGCGUAACGCUUCAUCUUCAGCUGCAGAUGGAGCUAUGGGCAUGAUUCAGAAGCUGACGACUGAGAAAGCUGCUCUACAGCUGGAAUGUACACAGCUUGAGCGUACCGUUAACGGCAGAGUGAAUUACGAAAACGCUGAGAUUGCUGCAUUAGAAGAUGUGGUCUAUCAAAGGGAUCAGAUUAUUCAGUCUCUUAAAUUUGAGAUUCAGGCUUAUAAGCAUAGGUUGAUGAGUUACGGACUCACCGAGGCAGAAGCUGAUGGUGACAAGAGCUUGCUUACUCGUUACCCGAGCAGCGUGAUUGACGUUAGUUCUGAGUUUGACUUCCCUACUUAUGACUAUCCUCCUUUGAAGUGCAAUAUAAAUGAGAACCAAGAAGAUCCUCUGGAGGCUGAUAUCUAUGUUGCAGAUGAUGAAAACUACCCACCUGUUGAUUCUCCUCAUGGCCGAGAACAUUUGAAGACUUUGGAUCGUAGACUAAGUCAGAUGGAGACAAAUCCUAGCUUUAUUCCGUUGAAUGGUGAUUUCUCGGGAGGUAGAGGGAGGGAUGUUUCGGAGAAGGUAAUGGUUGGUGAGAGUCCUAGGCAUCAAAGACAUUUUAGGAGGAUGUCUACCACUGGUUCAAGUUCACAUUUGGGAGCAUCUAAAGAACUAAGACAUGAUGUUUUUGUUGAUUCCCCAAGGUAUGAAAGCUACAGCUCUAAGAGAGUGGAAAAUGCAGAGAAUAAUAAUAAUACUAAAGAUGACUCGUCAGAGAUAGGGGAUGACAUGAGUGAUAGAGUUUAUACCAUUGAUUCUGUCCAUCACAGCAGUGUGUCUUAUAGUGGCGGUGUAACUGAACAGAAGCUUGAGGAUGGCACUUGUGAUAGCAAUGUGGUUUUCCCGAGAGAACAGACAGAUCUUGGUGAUCCUGAUAUAACGAAACUAUACAUGAGGCUUCAAGCACUGGAGGCUGACAGGGAAUCAAUGAAACAGGCACUUGUCUCUAUGAGGACUGAAAAAGCUCAAAUGGUACUGCUGAAAGAAAUUGCUCAGCAUUUGUCAAAGGAAGUUGUCCCUCAACGGAGAUUGCCUCUACGUAAAGCAUCUAUUGCUGGGCCUUUCACGCCAGUCUUUAAGUGGGUCACAUCUUUUGUUUCCUGGAAAAGAAAGGCUCGUCGAAGCAAAUACAUGUAUGGAAUGUCAGGAAACAACGUGGGCUUGCAAAUGCUUCUAGAAAAAAUCCCUCGGUCACAAAAAUGGCGAUGUCUUCUUAGGAGCACGCAAGUGUGAAACAGAUUCAUCCCUUUCAAACAAACAAAAUCACUCUCAUGACUCUAGAAUUCGAAGCACAUAAUGUCUAAUACUGAUGGAUUGGAUUGCGAGGUAACAUUUGUAUGCCUUUCUUCAACUUGGAAUUGGAUUCUCUCAUUCUUUCUUCAUUGUGCUGUUUUCCCCGAAUACUUCAACAGUUGUAUAAUAGAAUUGGGUUGAAGAAUGAUAUACCUCAGAGGCCAUACAAUCUUUGUAUGGUUUCUAACUUGAAUUGUUUCAUUCAUGGGUUUCUUUUUUCCAAUAUUUUAUAGAUCGAUUCAUCACAGUAAGUUCUUUAA